UCCGCCCCAAAAACAUCAGAGUUGUCAGUCUUGAGUGGCUUUCUUCACAGUGACGUUGACGUUUUUGUUUUGGCAUUUUAUCGUCAAAUAUCGUCUGUUUGUUUUUCAGUCGUGCAAAAGUUGAGGAUAAAAACAUGACUAAAGUAGACAUCCCAGAGAUAUUCAGAGCUUUCUUGGAAACUCCAUUUACUUUACCGAGCUACGACACAGAUGACACGGACAAGGAGAAGUUGGGGUUGGACGAGGAUGCCGACCUCAGCGGAGGAGGCAGUGGGAUGGAGCCGUCGGCCGCCCUCACCCCCGCCAUCUGGGACAAAACCAUUCCCUACGACGGUGAGAACUUCCACUUGGAGUACAUGGACCUCGAGGAGUUCCUCAUGGAGAACGGCAUCGCCGCCUCGCCUGAAGAAGACGUCGCCAUCAAGGCGGAGGAGGUGAAGGAGAAGCCGGCCGACGCGUCCCUGCUGCCAGUUAACGAGCUGGUAAAGUUCGAUGAAGAGGUGGUGAUCAUCACAAACGGCGAGACCGACGUCACGUCUGAUGUUACAGCAGAAGUGACAACAGAUCCAGAGAGCGCGACCCCGGACGCCGUAGAUCCCGACGACAUCCAGGUUGACGUCAACUACGAGCCCGACCCCACCGACCUGGUCCUGUCGAGCGUACCGGGGGGCGAACUGUUUGACCCUCGUAAGCACAAGUUCACCGAUGAAGAUCUCAAGCCUCAGCCCAUGAUUAAGAAGGCCAAGAAAGUUUUUGUCCCUGAAGAACAGAAGGAUGACAAGUACUGGCAGAGGCGGAAGAAGAACAACAUGGCCGCCAAGCGCUCACGCGACGCCCGCAGGCUAAAGGAAAACCAGAUCACCGUGCGAGCGGCGUUCCUGGAGCGCGAGAACACGGCGCUGAGGACGGAGGUGGCGGAUCUGCGCAAGGAGUGCGGCCGCUACAAAAACAUCGCGGGAAGUUACGAGGCCAAAUUCGGAAAAUUGUAAGGGGCCCAAAAAGAAAAAAAAAAACCACAGUUGUGAAUGUCUUCCCUCCCUGUAGCAUAAGGCGGCAUUUGGGAUUUGUUAGCCAUCUUCUUUGUUGGCCAUACUUAGAUAUAUAUGAAAAAAAAAACUGCCUAACAAAGGUUGGGGAAGGGGUGGCGUGGGGUGGUAAUACCCUUUCAGACAGGAGCGUGGGUGUCACUUCCUGCCGCGGUCGCCUGGUGAACUGUUCCAAGUCAUUGCACAAAACCAAACACGAUGCAAUGUCACACCAACAGCGUUCUCACUCGUCCUUCUUCUUUUCUUUUUCAAGUCUGGUGCCGGAAGACCUGUAGACUGCACUUAAGAUUUUUUUUUUUCUAAAUGGUGUGGUUUGGGGAUGGAAAAAAAAAAGAGGAGGGGAAAAAGUGGAGCAGAGCGCGCGAUGCAAACGGAAGCUCACGUUCGGAGCUUUGAGCGUUUGAGUGAAGCGCUUCUUGUGUUCUGUGCUUUUAUCGGCUGUAAGAGGUCAUCUUUUAUUGAUGGUAUAAUAAUGAGCUUUUUAGCGUUGUGACGUCUUUUUUAUUAAGAUUAAUUACAAGAGUUGAUAGAUGCGUCGCUAUUGCAAUACCUUAAAACGUGGUGACAGAUUAUUCCGGAAUAAUCUGUCACCACGUUUUAAAUUUCCACUUGGUUUUCUAUGUUCAACAAAACAUGUUAAAUAUUUUUUUUUUUUCAAAUUUAAGCAGGUGGAAAAUAUUGAAAUGUAUUCAGGGAAUUACAUUGUCCUGGUUUUCUGUGGGUGUGGGUGUGGGUGGGGGGGAUUGUUGAGUGGGACACCUCACACUUUGGUGUCUGUGUGUGUCUGCCACGCUUGUGUCUUUGUGAAUUUUAUGUGUGACUUGUACAAACUCCCAUCAAUGCAUGUCGUGGAAAUGGUUGUCGCCUAUUAUGGGCCUUAUUUGUUGUAUCUCCCAUCGUUUCACUCCCGGUCAAAGUACAAAACUAGGAGGAAUCUCGUUUUGCGGCGAUAAAAAAAAUUUGAUAUCAUAACAUGCUCGGAGAUCAUCUGUUUCCUUUGUAAUGUGUUUUAUAAUGUUCACGAUGGGGGAUGUUUGGUGUUUCAAAACAAUGCAUGGGGGAAAAUGACAAAGUUUGUCAUUUGACCUUUUUUUUUUCUCAUCUAAAUAAUUUCAAAACCACAUAAAGGUUACAACUAUUGUUAAAAAAACGUUCAGUUCCCUUCAUGUAAUACUAUGAAGUCGAAAGUAGCUUUUAGUACAGGGACAUUCCGUUGCAUCACCAGUGUUGUUUUUCGUGUUCAGUUUCUCUGCCGCUUCCUUAUGGGUACUGUCCGUUCGCCAGGAAAGCUAUGAGUUGCUAAUCUAAGGCAUGUCCGGUGGAAUUUUGUGGAUUUACGACAUACCUCGAUCUAUCAAAGCACUUCCAGCCUUAUUCAUAUUCAAAUGCAGUUUAACCAGAGUUCUCGAGCAUCGCCUUUUAAAGCGGUGUAAUAUGCGGACGAUCGGCUUCCUGACCUGUUCGAAGUCGCUCUCACGCUUUCUGCUGCAGUCCGGAUUGCAUAUCGGCCUUCUUUCGGAAAUGUCCAACUUUUGACGUUGUUUUCUUUUGAAACUUUCAUCUUUGUUAAAUGCGGUCUUGACUUUUUCAGUCUGGUGACAUUCAUGUAUAUUCAUUGUGUAUAAAUAAAGCCUUGCAGAGAACAUCUUGA
Messenger RNA from Hippocampus comes (tiger tail seahorse), 2697 nucleotides. RefSeq names its product TEF transcription factor, PAR bZIP family member a (gene tefa). Gene Ontology annotation, cellular component: nucleus. Lineage: Eukaryota; Metazoa; Chordata; Actinopteri; Syngnathiformes; Syngnathidae. Gene Ontology annotation, biological process: regulation of transcription by RNA polymerase II. Gene Ontology annotation, molecular function: DNA-binding transcription factor activity, RNA polymerase II-specific; RNA polymerase II cis-regulatory region sequence-specific DNA binding. Bases 135 to 989 code for a protein of 284 amino acids. The record is from RefSeq and is a predicted model, not a curated record. The transcript has 4 exons.